AUCAUACGGACGGGCGAGAUGUUGCUGAGGUAGAAUACCCCCAACUGUUGGCUUUUUCCCUUUUACAUUACGACACAAGUAGAGCAAUGAAGAAGAAGAUGAUGAUCCAGGCCUCCUGUAGGAAAGGUCUGCAGGUGUGUUUUCUCCUUAUGAUGGUAGGAAAACUACAGGGUAAGAUAACAGCCCCAGAGCGUCUGGUAGCUCCAGUGGAGAAGCCUUUCACUCUGACCUGCAGUGUAACAAGGGAACGAGGUGAAUCUCUGAGGCAAGUACGUUGGCUGGAUGUCCAGAACCAGACCCUGCUGAGCUACCAGCCCGGUAAUAGAGACAGUGUGAGUGGACAGCAGCAUGUGGAGCUUGCCACCUCCCCGAAGGACACCUCAGCUAUCACUAUCCGCAGGGUGGGCUUCCGAGACGAAGGCUGCUACACCUGCAUCUUUGACAUGCAUCCAUCCGGUUCAAAGCAAGGACAGACGUGCCUCACUGUCACCGCGCACAUCAGUGCUGACAGCAAUAAAACAGCAGUGAGCGGCAAGAUGGCCUCCCUCUCCUGCUCCUACGCUUUGCCUGAGAAGGUGCAGCAGAUCACAUGGAAACACACUUCUGCGGAGGGUGCCUCCUCAGAGGUGGCUUCCUUUGCAAAGCGGAGCGACCCCAUGAUAGAGCCGCCAUAUCAGGGGAGGGUUUGGCUCAGUGCCUCCCUGUCUGAUAGUCAGCUCACCAUCCAGCCUGUGGCUGUCCAGGACGAGGGCUGCUACACCUGCCUGUACAACACACAUUCCGAAGGGCUGAAGAGCUCCACUGUGUGCCUCUCCACCUAUGUGCUGCCUAAACCUCAGGUGAGCUACAAGACCACCGCUCCAGGUGUGAUUGAAGCCAACUGCACCUCUUUGUCGCGACCCCCGGCAGAGAUCGUGUGGAACGUGGAGAGGGAUAACCGCACCAUGGGCCCGCCUGUGACCACACAUCUCCCACAGGGCGAUGGGACCACUCUGGUGAUCAGCACGCUGACUGUCCGAUCAGGGCUGCUGAAAGACGUGUCCGUCAAAUGCUUGGUGCAUCACAAAGGGCUUGAGUCACCAAUUGCUGUAUCCAUGAACACUAAAAUUGGGACGGCUCUCACCAUCCUGAUCUCAGUCACUACAGUGGCAGCUCUGUUGGUCAUGUCCCUCUGCUUCUGUCUUUGGAAGUGUUUCUUGCGCAAAGAAGCUGAUUAAUCUUUCAGAUGAGACCAGAGUCUGAAAAGAAGAGGUUGUGGAACCUUGCUGAAUUGUUUUUCUGCAUCAUCAUCAUCGUCUUGGUACAAAGGGAAGAUGUUCAAACCUCUAUAGGAUAUCCAAUACAAUCCUAUUUAUGACCACCAACCGUACAACGACAUUCAUCUCUGAAUCUGCGUCUGACUCUUAUAUAAUCUGCAGGCUGUCCUCACAUGAAGUCAAUGAAGAAAUGUUGAGUGGAUUUUUUUUUUUCUCUGGCUCUGUAAUUGAUUCAGCUGACGGUUGCACAUUCCACAGCAAACAGCAAAGUCACUGUAUGGCAAAUUAAAGUGCAGUGAGUAUGCUUUUACAGUAUAUUACAUGUCCCCAAAACACUCCUGUUUGUUUCUGCCUUUCACCUGGUCUGUAAAUAACACAGCUAAUUGGCACCAUGAGCUUAAGGUUCUACUUCUCAGUCGAAGGCCUCCGUCACUUUUGUGUAUUUAUCAACGCUGGGUGGAGUCCUAGGUAGCCUUCAGUAGAUCAACUAAAAGGGCUGCAUACUUAUGUCUUAUUUGUGAAAUAGCAAUUGCAACUUUUCUACAUGUUUCAAAGUGUGUUUUGUGAGAAAGGCAGAGAGAGAAAGUGUGUGUAUGUGUGUGCGUGUGUGUGUGUGUGUGUGUGUGUGUAUGCAUAUUUUUUCAGAGGUUAAAUUCCACAGUCAGAUAGCUUGAAUCAAUUCCAUGAGGACGCAGCGCUGAAACCUCUGUGGUGCCUCUUAAAGGAAUGCGUGUCUUGUUGCCAGUCUACAUGGUAGAGUCCAGUGUGUGUGUGUGUGUGUGUGUGUGUGUGUGUGUGUGUGUGUGUGUGUGUGUGUGUGUGUGUGUGUGUGCGUGCGUGCGUGCAUGGGUGCGUGGGUGUGUGUGAACUCAGGUUCAAAAUUACUUAAGGGCUGCAGGUUAAAAUCCCUGCAGAGCCAGUCUGCUCCUCUAAUUGUCCUUGAACAAAAACCUAAAACCCCUCGCUACUCACUUGUACAUCACUCUGGAUCAAAGUGGCACCUAAAUGCCUAAAACACAGUAUAAUGUAAAGAUGCUUACACAUAUAUCACGUUUGCAUGUGUACAGGGGCAUUUAAAAACUGAAGCUUUAUGCUGAUAUAAUCUUGUAUAUCAAAGCAUAUGAUUUGAAUCUGUCAGUUAUUUACUUUGUCAGUAUUAUCAGACUUCAAGCUCAGUGCUCAAUCAGGCACAUCAUAUUUACUCCCCAUUAACAUAAUUUUAGAUAGCUUUCCUCUGAGCUCAGAGCUUAGCUUUCAUUUGAAAACUGUUGAAGUGUUUUUUUUCCAAAUAAAUGGAAAUGUGCCACAUCACCCAGCCCUGUACAGAUCAACUGUAGUCCAGUUAAAAACAAAGAAAAUAUGAAAAGGUACAUUAUUGCCAACUAUGUGAAGUUGAUGUAAUAAAUACAACAAACAUAAUAAUAAAAAUAUUAAAAAAUA
Molecule: messenger RNA, 2696 nt
Organism: Scomber scombrus (Atlantic mackerel)
Lineage: Eukaryota; Metazoa; Chordata; Actinopteri; Scombriformes; Scombridae
Exons: 7
Coding region: 87-1217 (376 amino acids)
Molecular function (GO): cell-cell adhesion mediator activity
Source: RefSeq, a predicted model, not a curated record